AUGAAGGGUCUCUUCAAGCCAAAGCCACGCACUCCUAUUGAUAUUGUCCGACAAACCAGAGAUCUUCUUAUCUUCUUUGAUGGCAGCGGCAUCGAAACUCGUGAUAGCAAGCGUGAAGAAAAACAAAUGGUGGAGCUAUGUAAAAAUAUCAGGGAGCUAAAGUCAAUUCUUUAUGGAAGUAGUGAUUCUGAACCAGUCUCAGAAGCUUGUGCGCAGUUGACUCAGGAGUUCUUUAAGGAGAACACACUGCGACUGCUCAUCAAAUGUAUUCCAAAAUUGAAUUUGGAGGCCAGGAAAGAUGCCACUCAAGUAGUUGCAAAUUUACAAAGGCAACCGGUUCAGUCUAAAUUGAUUGCAUCUGAUUACCUGGAGAAAAACAUGGAUCUUAUGGAUGUUUUGAUAGCUGGGUAUGAAAACACUGAUAUGGCUUUACACUAUGGUGCGAUGCUGAGGGAGUGUAUAAGACACCAGAUUGUUGCAAAAUAUGUUCUGAACUCACCUCAUAUGAAGAAGUUCUUUGAUUAUAUUCAACUUCCAAAUUUCGACAUUGCUGCAGAUGCUGCAGCAACUUUUAAGGAACUCAUGACCCGGCAUAAAUCUACUGUAGCUGAAUUUCUUUCUAAGAAUUAUGAGUGGUUUUUUGCAGAUUAUAACUCCAAGCUGUUGGAAUCUUCCAAUUAUAUUACAAGACGCCUAGCUGUUAAGUUGCUGGGAGAUAUGUUACUUGAUCGUUCAAAUUCAUCCGUAAUGACCCGAUAUGUGAGCUCAAGAGAAAACUUGAGGAUUUUGAUGAAUCUUCUAAGAGAAUCAAGCAAAAGCAUACAGAUAGAAGCAUUUCACGUUUUCAAGCUAUUUGCUGCUAACCAAAAUAAACCGCCCGAUAUUAUCAGCAUAUUUGUUGCAAACAAAAGUAAAAUGUUGAGACUAUUGGAUGAAUUCAAAAUUGAUAAAGAGGAUGAACAAUUUGAAGCUGACAAAGCUCAAGUGAUGGAGGAAAUUGCUGCUCUUGAAGGGUAG
Messenger RNA from Lathyrus sativus (Indian pea), 1017 nucleotides. The record is from the annotation of a GenBank genome assembly. NCBI's taxonomy places the organism in Eukaryota, Viridiplantae, Streptophyta, Magnoliopsida, Fabales, Fabaceae.